CUCUCCCUCUCUCUCCAUGGAUCCUUACUGUCUGUCUUACUUUAAUUCUCUAACAUUGUGUGUGCACUGCUUGUCUCUCCCUUCUUCGCAUCUUUGUCUAUUUAUACAUGUUUUUUGAGAACCCUUUUUCUCAAACCACAAAACUCUGUAAUAGAGGGGAAAAGAAAAGACAGAUUUGGGAGGAUAGGUUCUUGUUUUGUCUCUCUAUAAUGGCUCCAGCAGGGUCUUCUAGGUGGUGCCCAACACCCCAACAACUUAUGAUGUUAGAAGAGAUGUAUAGGAGUGGGAUUAGAACCCCAAAUGCCAACCAAAUCCAACAAAUCACUUCUCAGCUCUCUUUGUAUGGCAAGAUUGAAGGCAAGAAUGUUUUUUAUUGGUUUCAAAACCAUAAGGCAAGAGAAAGACUGAGGCUUCGAAAGAAACUUACCAAGCAACUUCAACAACAACAGCAGCUUUAUCAUCAACUUCAACAUAACCCCCAUUUUCUUCACUACUUAGACUCUCCCGCCUCUCCUGCUUUUCAACAUCUUUCUUGUUAUAACCCUGCCUCCGCCAAUCCUUUUCCUCAGGCAGGGAUUCAUGAUGAAGGAGGAAAGCAAGUGACGAACUAUACGUGGAAUAUUGAUAUCCCAGAAAAAAUGGACAAGAACAAGGCCAUAAUGAGAAUGUAUGGCAACGAUUGGUUGAUGAUGGUUGAUGUGGGGCUACCUUUAUCAUCAUUACCAUGCUACUCCAUGAUCUCCAGGCCGCCCCUUAAAACCCUUGAACUUUUCCCAGUCACUGCUUCAAAUCUCAAGGAGGAGUGCAACAACAUCAACAUCAACAACAACAACAUCAACUCUUCCAAUUCUCUUUCUUCAGUUUCUUGUAACAUCACUCCAGCUAAAGUACCCCUAAGCCUCCCUUAA
Messenger RNA from Gossypium arboreum, 908 nucleotides. Its product is annotated as WUSCHEL-related homeobox 3-like. NCBI's taxonomy places the organism in Eukaryota, Viridiplantae, Streptophyta, Magnoliopsida, Malvales, Malvaceae. The transcript has 2 exons. The record is from RefSeq and is a predicted model, not a curated record. Gene Ontology annotation, molecular function: DNA binding; DNA-binding transcription factor activity. The coding region runs from base 108 to 908 and encodes 266 amino acids. Gene Ontology annotation, biological process: plant organ development.